Chenopodium quinoa (quinoa) is the source of this 1478-nucleotide messenger RNA. RefSeq lists its product as uncharacterized. Gene Ontology annotation, cellular component: plasma membrane. The record is from RefSeq and is a predicted model, not a curated record. Lineage: Eukaryota; Viridiplantae; Streptophyta; Magnoliopsida; Caryophyllales; Amaranthaceae. The coding region runs from base 327 to 1169 and encodes 280 amino acids. The transcript has a single exon.
CAAACCUCCCCCCAAUUUAUCAUCAAACCUCCCCCAACACCAUUCCUUUGUCUCCACACCUCUAAUAUCAUAAAAACCACCCUCUCUCUCUUUCUCUCUCUCUCCACCCAAAGUUAACAUUUUCUAGAGAGAGAAAAUUGUUCUAGAGAGAGAAAUAAAACUACCCUCAUAAGCUAGUAAGUGCAAGGAAGCCAACUUUGGAAGAGAUUCCCUACUUCCAUUAAUCAAUCCAUUCUCCCCCACUUUCAUACACCAUUCUUUUCUUCACUUCUCUCUUUUCUUUUCCCUUUCUCCCUAUCGAAUCGGAACCUCUCACAUAAUUCAAAAUGACUGAUAGAGUCUACCCCGCCGCAAAGCCAAACCCGCCACCCGCGGCAAUGAACGGAGGCGGCGGGGGAGUCAACGGGACCGCCGCAAACGGAGUUGGACCGGCUAAAACCGGUCAACUCUACAACCCGAACCGCCCUCGCCCGGUCGGUUACCGCCCACCGCAAAACCGCCGGUCAAGACGGUCAUGCUCGUGCCGAAAAUGCUGCUGCCUUACAUUCAUAUACACACUCAUUGCCAUCUUAACACUCUUAUUAAUAGCGGCAAUCGCCGCGUGCAUCUUCUACGUGUUGUACCACCCGAAACAUCCAACCUUUUCGGUGUCCACAAUCCGAAUCUCCAAAUUCAAUCUCAGCUCGGCCGAUCCAACCGGAUUCUACCACCUCAACUCCCGCCUCGACUUCACCCUCACCGCCAAAAACCCCAACAAGAAGAAGAUCACCUUCGUGUACGACCCCAUGUCGGUGGAAUUCUCCGGCGCCGGCGUCGACGCCGGCAACGCCACUCUCCCGGCGUUCACCCACGUCAACGGAAACACCACCAUACUCAAAGCAACCAUCUUAAGCGACCCGACCCGAGAUCUAGACUCGGAUACGGUUAAACCGCUCAAAUCCGAUCUAACCAAAAAGAGUGGAUUUCCAAUAACAGCUGAGUUGAAUACAAUGGUUCAAGUACAAAUGGGAAAAAUCAAGACUAAGAAGAUUGGAAUCAGAGUUAUUUGUGAUGGGAUUAAGGGAUUUCAACCGAAAAAUGCGACGUCGAAAACACCGACACCUGGAACGACGUCGGAUGCUAAAUGUAAGGUUGAUCUUCGAAUUAAGAUCUGGAAAUUUACUUUUUGAUUAUUUUUUUAAUUUUUUUUUUUGGGUUGAUGAUAUGACUUUUGUUGUUUGUUUACAGUACUACUACAAUUUUUUUUACAUAUAUUUUAAUUUUAUUUUUAUAUAAAUGGGGUUUAUAAGUUUCGAUCUUUAUAAAUCUGGGCUUGUAAACUUUUUUUUUUUUUUUUUUUUGUUGAUUUGAUUUUAGUUCAUUUGUUUUCUGCCCAAAAAUGGGUUGAGCAAAUUUGAAAAAAAAAAUAUGUGAAAUGGAGAAAAUUUGUGACUAGCAAAUUUUUAGAAUUAUACAGUAAUGAAAAUUGAUUGAUAGUA